AGGGUUUAGAUGGAUGGAAGGGAGAAGCUAUUCAUGGAGUUCCUGAUAACGCCUGUUUGUAUUUAUUCCCGUACCCAAUCCAUGCAAUGCCUAAUCAGGGUAUAUAAUAGUCUAUGCGUAUACUAUGUACAUGUGUUUAAACCAUCAAAAUGCUCGUCCGGGUCGUCUCUUGAUCUGUGGCUUCUUGACCACGCUUCCACCACCAGAAGAUCCAUUUCGUGAUGUGGAUGAGGCCGUGGCACCCCCAACCUUUCUACCGGUGAUGGCUGGACGUCGCACAGCAGACCCUGCUUCGACUUCUUGCUUCCGUCUCGAUGGGUCGUUCCGCUCGAUUUCUCUUUGCUUUUCUGCUGCAGCCCGUUCACGGUCCGCGGCCAUCUGGGUUUCAAUCUCCAUGCGUCGGUUGAAUUCUAGUUCUGUCACGCGGCGUUCCCGCUGGGAAUAACCCUUUUCUUUGACGGAGUAGAAAACGCCUCCGAGUUCGGCGAGCCACUG
This is a messenger RNA of Aspergillus alliaceus, 495 nucleotides long. RefSeq lists its product as uncharacterized. NCBI's taxonomy places the organism in Eukaryota, Fungi, Ascomycota, Eurotiomycetes, Eurotiales, Aspergillaceae. The transcript has a single exon. The record is from RefSeq and is a predicted model, not a curated record. Bases 125 to 445 code for a protein of 106 amino acids.